Molecule: messenger RNA, 891 nt
Organism: Fraxinus pennsylvanica
Lineage: Eukaryota; Viridiplantae; Streptophyta; Magnoliopsida; Lamiales; Oleaceae
Source: the annotation of a GenBank genome assembly
AUGGAAACUUUUUCAUAUCAAAACCCUCAUCUUGAAUCCACAAAACAGAAAUGGUUUUCUGAUGAAUUUCUAUACAAAUUUAAGGGCUUUUGGAUUUGGUCACCUUAUCUGGAACCCACAAAAAAAGUUGUUGAGAAUUUCAAGCCACCUCCAACUGAUGUAAUUCUCGCUUCUUUCCCCAAAACUGGCACUACAUGGCUUAAAGCUCUUUUACAUUCCAUUAUUUUCAGAUCUUCAGAAGAAAAAUCCCUGAUUUUUAACCACCCCCAUGAACUCAUCCCAUCUCUAGAAACAAAACUAUUUCUUGAAUCCAAUGGGAAAAACCCUGAAUUUACUGAUCAAAAAGUUAGAAUUCUUGGAACCCAUAUUCCUUACCAGAUUAUAGGCGAUGUCCUCAACUCUUCAGAUUGUAAAAUUGUUUAUGUUACAAGAAAUCCGAAGGACACUCUCAUUUCCCUUUGGCAUUUCAUACAAAAAGGAAAGAAAUUCGACGAAGAUCCAUGGACACUGGAGGCUGCUGUUGAUCAGUUCUGCAGUGGGGUUGUACCUUUCGGUCCGUAUUAUGAUCAUGUUUUGGCUUACUGGGAAGAAAGCCUUAAAAGGCCGUCGAAAGUGUUCUUUGUUACCUUCGAGGAACUUAAGGAAGAUGGAAACAAACAAGUGAAAAGAUUGGCUGAAUUUCUGGGGUGUCCAUUUGAAGGUGAAAAUGAAGAAGCAGAAAUUGAGGAAAUUGUGAAAAGUUGUGGCUUUGAAACAUUAAGUAAUCACGAAAUUAACAAGUCAAGUGAGAUGCCAGAGUGUUUUCCAUUGCCAUAUAAUUCAUUUUUCAGAAAUGGACAGAUGAUUCAACGGUUGUGUUUCAAACCCGCUAAGUAUUUUGAUAGAUGCUGA